Musa acuminata subsp. malaccensis (wild Malaysian banana) is the source of this 14094-nucleotide messenger RNA. Lineage: Eukaryota; Viridiplantae; Streptophyta; Magnoliopsida; Zingiberales; Musaceae. The record is from RefSeq and is a predicted model, not a curated record.
ACUGUUGCAUUUGGAACCACAGCCAACAGAAGUUGAAGAGUCUGGAGGAGUAUAAAAGCCUCUUACUUUUUGAGCCCCAUCCAUACUUUUCCCAAGAAGAAGCUCCCCUAGCCAAAUUCCUCCUGAGCUGAUGCAAUGGCAGCUGAAGCUGGAGUGGAGGAAGCCAUCCUAGAAGAGAAGUUGCAACAUCAAUCAGGAGAUUUAGGAUAUGUACAAAAUCCAAGCUCAUUCAUAGAAAAGGAAGUAAUCGAUUCGAAGGAACAUCAAAAUCCAAUUUCAGUUGUUUUUUAUUACUCUCAAACAAUUGGGCCAAGCCAAACUUAUGGAGCUGAAGCAGCAACAGGUGAAGGCAUUACCAUCGAUGAGAAGGCUAAAAAUGAGAACUUGCACUCCAUUGCUAUUGGAAUACUGGAUAAAUCUGAGGGUGAAGUUUUUGUUGAAGCACCUUCCAGAGAUCAGAUUCCUUUCAGUAAUGAUGCAGAUGUUGAUUUACAUGGUAAUAACUCUGUUGAAGGGAAAAAGGAGGAUUUAGAGAGUGCAAUCUUAGUGAAGAAAGAGAGAGAAAAUGAAGUGCAAGAGAGAAAAGAAGAAAGUGCUACUGAAAACAAUCUUUCUUUGAGUGAGAAAAUGCAUGAAAUUGAAAAAAUGGAAAGUCCUGAGGCUGAACAAGUUCAAAAUCAUGGAACCUUGGAAGAUCAAAUUGAAAAUAGAGAACAGGAAAGUGCAGUUGCAAUGACAAGCCCUGAAAAGAUUGACACAAGGGAAAUAACAGAAAAUGAAGUAGCUAGAAAGGAAGGUAAAAUUGAAGAUUCACUGGACAAGAAGUUGGAAGAAUCCUGUAAAGUUCCAGAGUCAGAAAAUGUGAGACAAGAUGUACCUAGACCAGUGUCUGUAAAUGAGCUUCAUUCAUCAACUGCUGAUGACAAAACUGUUCAAGAUCAAGAAAUCACACACACAAGCAAUGAAAAGGAAACUGUGAUUCAGAAGGAGGACGAAAAUGAUGCAAGGAACUUUAAUGCUUCUCCUUAUUCACAUUUAAGAAAUCAGAUAGAAUCAAUAACUGAAGAAAGAAAAGCUGAAGAACUUCAAGAGACAUCUGAAGUUGUGCAAAAUAAGGAUCAGUUGCAGGAAAGAGGAAUUUCCCAGGAAGAAAUGGAGCCACACCGUGUAAAUUCUGACAUGCAAUUGUCACAGGCCCAAAAUGAAGAAGUAGAUGAGCAAGAUGAGGCAAAAAUUACACAGACGAAUCAGAAUGAGAGCCAUGAUAUGGAAGUAUCAUUGGGGUUGUUAGGUCAAAAGUUUAUACAUGAAAUGAAAGAGAAAAUCAGAGACAUGGAGAUGAUCGCUUCUGGAGGUGAAACCAACGAGGCAGAAGCAAUAAUGACAGAUGAGGCAGACGCCAGAAUGAAUGUGGAUGAGGAACAAAAGCGAAUGGAGGAACAUAAUGAAUUUAAUGAAAUGAAGCAAGAGAAGCAAACCUUUGAAGAUAAUAUGCAGAUUGAUACCUGUCAUGGCACUUUAACCAAGCAUAGUCCAGAUAAUGUCCUGGAGGAUGAUAAGUGCCAAGAAAAAUUUGAAAUUUCCAACAAUGAGAUCCCCGAGAAAAUAAUCAUGUCUAAAAUAGGUGUUUCCAUUGAAGAAGCAGCUGGUGAACCACCAGAGAAAACACAAGUACCACAGGAAGAGGGUGAAGAAGUUGUAACAGCUGAGGAAACAAUAGCCAAAAUAAUCACUGAAGAUCCGAGCAGCAUACCACAUUGUGAAGAUGAAAAGGUCCCUGAAAUGGUCAAUGCAUAUUACAACACUGAAACUUCACAGGAGGAUAACCUGAAAAAGGAUGCAAAAGAUACUCCCACUAAUGACACCCCAAACUUGCAUAAGGUAUAUGAUCCAGCAGUCAGAAAACUUGAAGAAACUCCAAGCUGUGUGGCUGAAGAACUAAUUCAGCAAACAACUACCACCAAAGACAACGUAGAUAUACAGCUGUACAAGGAAAGUACGGAGCCUGAGAACCUUGCAGUCAUCUCAAACUCAAUGAACAAAGACCAAAAUGGUAAAUCUGAAGAGCUUAGGUUAGACAACUCAAGAAAAGAUGAUAAACCUCAGGACGAGGGAGGUAUAGAGAAGACCGCAGGUGACAUUCCUGUAACAGUUUGCAAGAAGCAGGAAGACUCCCAUUCUGUUGCUGAAGAACAGAAUAACCAAACUAAAGACUUUGACGACAACAAAAAAGAUGAUGUCAACCGGGAAAAGAUGGAGUCUGAGAACCUUGAGAUUGCACCAGAUUUGGUACAUGAGGAAAAGAUGCAACAAUCAGUGAAUGAAUUAGAAGCGGAAGGGACUCACAACUUCACAAAUGAUGUUAACCACAAUGACAUGGCUUCACAAAUCCAUGUUGUGUUCCAUGACAAUGAAACUGCAAAAGCAAAGAAUGAUAGUAUCUUAGACAAUAAAAUGGAUGAAAAUUUCAACAAGUAUGAAUUGGUCAUGGACGACCUUAUCGAGAAGAAUGAACAGCCAUUAAAUUCAGACAGAAAAACUGAUACUUUACAAGUAUCCAGGGAAAUACUUGAAGAAACUCUACAUAUUAUAAAUGAGAAGCAUGAGGAUGAUAAACAUGAAGUGCGCAGAAACAUGGAUCUGAUAGACCAAGAUCCUAUAUCUGAGACUGUUGAAGAGAUAUGCAGAAUGACUUCAGGAGAACAAAUUCAUGAGGCAAUUGCUGAUAAAAAUAUUAUGAAUUUUGCCAACUCACAGGGCAUAGUAUACAUGAACAAGGAAGUUGGCUCUUCAUCUUUCACACAAAAUCCUCUGGAAGAAAAUACUUUGGGAGCAGCCAUUCUAGAAGAAUCUGAUAAGAAUAUUUAUGAUGAAACAUCAGUUGAGGUAGCUCUGGAAGAUACACAUGAAACAAAAGAAGCUAACAAGAGGAUAGAAGGUUUUGUUUCCACAGAUGAAUUGGCAUAUAAGGUAAGAGGAGUUACCUUUGGUGAGGAGCAAAAGGAAGGUGAAGAGCUAAAUAAAAUAGAUGAACUGAAAGGAGGAGAGGAAACUAUUAAAGAAAUUAGUAGUGCAAUCUCUCCACCAAAUACUAUGGAUGAAUAUUUAGAUCAUGUCCACCAGAAUGACAAGAGUGAAAAAGAGCAUGAGAAUACCGAGGCUGAGGUCCUUGAGACAACCAUCCUUGCAGAAAUAAAUUCUUCCACCAGAGAACUUGUUGAGGAAAAGGAUCUCCCCAACCAGCAAGAGGAAAGCUUUGAAGAAAAGGCUAAAAUAUGGACACCCCAAGAAGAAGCACUAGUUGGAAGCAAUAUUGCAAAAGCAAGUGACAGUAGAGAGAAUGAAGAUGCAAAGAUAUCUGAUAUCAUCCAUGUAAACAUCAACAAGGAACCCACAAGAGACAAUGACAAAGACAUGAACAAUAGCAUUAGUGAUGUACCUGACACAGACGACUUGGUUGGGCAAUACAUACAAGCUGUAAACAAUAACCAAGAAAUAGUCCUGGACUUCAAAUGCAAGGAAAAGAUUGAAGAAGCCAGUCACACAAAAGAGAGCACAGUAGCUGACAACAACAUAGAAGAGGCAUGCCAGAAACUUGAAUCAAUCUCAGAAUUAGUAAACCAAUCUAAGACUCCGGAGGGGACUAGUGAAGUGAUGAUGUCUCAGAACUCAAAAAAUGAUGCCAAUCUUAGUGCUGACAUAAUUGAUGCAAGUGAAAUCACAGAAAACAAAGAAUUUGCUAAAAUGGAACAACCACAAGUCAGCCAAGGCAAUGUUGACAUAUUGGCAACUACGGAGGCUUCAAUUAUCCAGGACCAGAUGAUUAGCAAAUAUGAUGAAGGAAUUUGCAGUAUGCAACAUAAAGAGGAUAGCCUACAAUCAGAAGAUGGCAUUCAAAACACUAACAUGGAUAAAGGUGAGGAUGAGAAAGACACCAUUGAAGUUUCACAUGAAGAAGAGAACUUGGGAGGAGACUGCCACAUUGCAGGAUCCGUAAAUACAAGAGAUAACAUACCUAGAGCAGUGUCUGUAGAUGAAUCUCAUCCAACACCAACUGCAGAAGACAAAACCUUUCAGGAUCAAGAAAUCACAGACACAGAAGGCAAAAAGAAAAAUGUGAUUUGGACAGAGGAUGAAAGUGAAGAUAGCAACUUUGAUGCUUUUUAUGCACAGUUACCAAGGCAGGAAGACUCAGGAGUUGAAGAAGAAAAUCAUGAAAACCUUGAAUUGACAUUUGAACUGGAGAAAAAUAAGGAUCAGGACCAGGAAACUUUAGAUGUUCUGGAUGAAAUGGGCCUUCAUAGUGUAGAGUCUGACAUGCAAAUAUUCAAUACUCAAAAAGAGGAAGUAAAUGACCAGGAUGAAGCUGAUGACAAUCAUAUGCAAAUGAAUCAGACUGAGUGCCAUGAUGUGGAGGUAUCAUCUGAGGUGAUAGUUCACGAGGUUGUUUUGGAAGAUAAAACAGAUGAGGCAGAAGCAAGAAUGAACCUGGAUGAGGAGAACAAAAAAUACAAUCAAGAUAAUGAACUAAUACAGGGGAAGGAGGCUUCUGAAGACAAUAUGCAGGUUAAUGCCUGUGAUGGCGCUCCAAUAAAUCAAACUCUAAAUGACACCCUGGAGAUAGACAAAUGCAAAGAAAAUAUUGAAAUUUCCUCCAUCGAGAUCACAGAGAAAACAAUCGAGUAUGAAAUAUAUGCUUCUAUUGAAGAAGAUGCUGCUGCUGCUGAAAAGGAACAUUCAGUUAAAUCAAAACUACCUCAAGAAGAGAGUGAAGCAGUUCUAACAACUGAGAAAGCAGUAGCCAGAAUAAGCAUUGAAGAUCCAAGCAGCAUACCAGAUAAUGAAGACGAAAAGGUAUCUGAUGUCAUCCAUAUAAACAACGACAAGGAACCCACAAGAGACACUGACAAAGACAAGAACAAUAGCAUUAGUGAUGAACCUGACACAGACGACUUGGUUGGGCAACACAUACAAGCUGUAAAUAAUAACCAAGAAAUAGUCCUGGACUUCGAAUGCAAAGAACAGAUUGAAGAAGCAAGUCACACAAAAGAGAGCACAGUAGCUGACAACAACAUAGAAGACGCAUGCCAGAAACUUGAAUCAAUCUCAGAAUUAGUACACCAAUCUAAGACUCCGGAGGGGACUAGUGAAGUGAUGAUGUCUCAGAACUCAAAAAAUGAUGCCAAUCUUAGUGCUGACAUAAUUGAUGCAAGUGAAAUCACAGAAAACAAAGAUUUUGCUAAAAUGGAACAACCACAAGUCAGCCAAGGCAAUGUUGACAUAUUGACAAAUACGGAGGCUUCAAUUAUCCAGGACCAGAUGAUUAGCAAAUAUGAUGAAGGAAUUUGCAGUAUGCAACAAAAAGAGGAUAGCCUACCAUCAGAAGAUGGCAUUCAAAACACUAACAUGGAUAAAGGUGAGGAUGAGAAAGACACCAUUGAAGUUUCACAUGAAGAAGAGAACUUGGGAGGAGACUGCCACAUUGCAGGAUCCGUAAAUACAAGAGAUAACAGACCUAGAGCAGUGUCUGUAGAUGAAUCUCAUCCAACACCAACUGCAGAAGACAAAACCUUUCAGGAUCAAGAAAUCACAGACACAGAAGACAAAAAGAAAAAUGUGAUUUGGACAGAGGAUGAAAGUGAAGAUAGCAACUUUGAUGCUUUUUAUGCACAGUUACCAAGGCAGGAAGACUCAGGAGUUGAAGAAGAAAAUCAUGAAAACCUUGAAGUGACAUUUGAACUGGAGAAAAAUAAGGAUCAGGGCCAGGAAACUUUAGAUGUUCUGGAUGAAAUGGGCCUUCAUAGUGUAGAGUCUGACAUGCAAAUAUUCAAUACUCAAAACGAGGAAGUAUAUGACCAAGAUGAAGCUGAUGACAAUCAUAUGCAAAUGAAUCAGACUGAGUGCCAUGAUGUGGAGGUAUCAUCUGAGGUGAUAGUUCACGAGGUUGUUUUGGAAGAUAAAACAGAUGAGGCAGAAGCAAGAACGAACCUGGAUGAGGAGAACCAAAAAUACAAUCAAGAUAAUGAACUAAUACAGGGGAAGGAAGCUUCUGAAGACAAUAUACAGGUUAAUGCCUGUGAUGGCGCUCCAAUAAAUCAAACUCUAAAUGACACCGUGGAGAUAGACAAAUGCAAAGAAAAUAUUGAAAUUUCCUCCAUUGAGAUCACAGAGAAAACAAUCGAGUAUGAAAUAUAUGCUUCUAUUGAAGAAGAUGCUGUUGCUGCUGAAAAGGAACAUUCAGUUAAAUCAAAACUACCUCAAGAAGAGAGUGAAGCAGUUCUAACAACUGAGAAAGCAGUAGCCAGAAUAAGCAUUGAAGAUCCAAGCAGCAUACCAGAUAAUGAAGACGAAAAGAACCCUGAAAUACUCAAUGCUUAUGACACUGAAACUGCAAAAGAGGUUCACUUGAAAAAGAGUCUAGAGGAUAAUCCCACUAACAAUGUCCCAAUUCUGGAGAAAGUAUAUGAUCCAGUGGUCAGAGAACCUGAAGGAACUCCAUGUUGUGUGGCUGAAGAACUAGCUUAUCAAUCAACCACUACCAAGGACAAUAUGGACAUACAAAUGUACCAGGACACUACGAUGGCUGAGAAGAUUGCUAUCAUCUCAAAUUCAAUGAGUGAAAAUCAGAAUGGUAAAUCAGAAGAGACUAGUUUUGACAAUUCAAGUAAAGAUGAUAAACCUCAGGAUGAAGAAGGUUUGGAGAAGAACAUUGGUGAAGUUCCUGAAACCUGGAUCACAAAUGAUGAAAUCCUCAACAAUAUGGCUUCUGAAAUCCACGUUGUGAACAAUGAUCAAGAAACUGCAACUGCAAUUCAAGAAGACUCCAUCAGUUAUGUUGCUAAUGAACAGAUUAACCAAACUACAGACACUGAUGACAAUAAAAAAGAUGAAGCCUACAAGGAAAGGGUGGAAUAUGAAAAGAUUGAGCUUACAACGGACAUGGCACAUGAGAACCAGAUGCAACAAUUAGAGACUGAUGAUAACCUCAACAAUAUGGAGGCUUCUGAAAUCCAUGAUGCGAACAAUGACCAAGAAACUGCAACAGCAAAGAAUGACAAUAUCCUAGAAGAUAAAAUGAAUGAAAAUUACAGUAAGCAUGAAUUGAUAAUGGACUGCUUUAUUGAGAAGAAUGAACAAGCCUUAAUCUCAGGCAACAAUGCGGAUACUUCACCAGUGCCCAGAAAAAUGAUUGAAGAAACUUUACAGAUUACAAAUGAGAUGCAUGAAGAUAAUAAAGAUGAACUCUGCAAAGUCAUGGAGCCAGUUGAACAAGAUCCUAUAUCUGAGAAUGGUGAAGAGAUUUGCAGAACAUUUUUGGCGACCAUUCUUGCCGAAGUAAAUGCUUUUGCUGGAGAACUUGUUGAAGGAAAGGAUCUUUCUGAAGAGCAAGGAGAAAAAUUACAAAAAAAGACUGAAAUACCCCAAGAGGAAGCACCAGCUGGAACUAGUAUUGCAGAAGCAAGUAGUGAUACCAAGAAUGAAGAUGCAAAGAUAUCUGAUGCCGUUCAUGUAAACGACCACAAGGAACCCACAAGAGAAAAUGAUGAAGAUAUGAACAAUAGCAUUAGUGAUGUACCUGACACAGAUCAGUUGGUUGGGCAAUACAUACAAGGUGCAAACAAUAACCAAGAAAUAGUCCUGGACUCUGAAUGCAAAGACAGCACAGUAGAAGAGUCAUGCCAGAAACUUGAAUCAAUCUCAGAAGUAGUACACCAAUCUAUAACUCACAAGGGGACUAGCGAAUUAAUAAUGUCUGAGAACUCAGAAAAUCAUGCUAAUCUUAGCCCUGAAAUAGUUGAUGCAAGUGAAAUCAUAGAAAACAAAGAAUCUAGAAUAGAACAACCACAAGUCAGCCAGGGAAAUAUCGACAUCUUGGCAGACACAGAGGCUCCAAUCAUUCAGAAGGACCAGGUGAUGACCAAAUAUGAAGAAGGAACUUGCAGUAUGCCACAUGAAGAGAAUAGUCUUCCAACAGAAGGUGACAUUCAAGACAGUAACCUGGAUAAAGGUGAGGAUGAGAAAGAUACAAUUGAAGUUUUACACGAAAAAGAGAACUUGGAAGGAGACUGCCAGGUCGCAGAAUCAGUUAAUACAAGAGACAACAUACCUAGAGCAGUGUCUGUAGAUGAGUCUCAUCCAGUACCAACUGCUGAAGACAAAACUUUUCAGGAUCAAGAAAUCACACACACAGAAAAUAAAAAGGAAAAUGCGAUUCAGAAAGUGGAGAAAAGUGAUGUUAGCAACUCUGAUGCUUCUUAUUAUUUGCAGUUACCAAAACAGGAAGAUUCAACAACGGAAGAAAGAAAUUCUGAAAAACUUCAGGAGAUAUUUGAACUGGUGCCGAAAACAGAUCAGUUCCAGGAAAAAGUUGCUCUGAAUGAAAUGGAGCUUCAUACUGUUAAGUCUGAUGUGCAAAUAUUCCACACACAGAAUGAGGAAGUAAAUGACCAAGAUAAGGCUGAUGACAAAUAUACACAAAAGAAUCAGAAUCAGAAUGAAGAAACAGAAAAUAACAGAAGCAAGAUAAUGAUUGCUUUGGAAGAUGAAACAGAUGAGGCAGGAGCAAGGAUGAAUUUGGAUGAAGAGAAAAAGAAACAUGAUGAAGACAAUGAACUGAAACAGGAGAAGCAAGCUUCUGAGGAAAAUAUGCAGAUGAAGACCUGUGAUGAAACUCCAACUGAUCAAACCCUAGAUGACGUCCAAGAGAAAGAAGUGUGCAAAGCAAACGUAGAAGUUUCCUCCAUUGAGAUCCCAGAUAAAAUACUCAAGUAUGAAAUUGGUACAUCCAUUUUAGAAGUUGCUGCUGCUGCUGAAAAGGAACAUUCAGAGAAAUCAGAGCUACGUCAAGUAGAUGAAGCAGUUCUAACAUCUGAGAGAGAAGUAACCAGGACAAACACUGAAGAUCCAAGCAGCAUACCAGAUUUUGAAGAUGAAAAGGUUCCUGAAAUGGCAAGUAUUUAUCAUGACAACGAAACUACAAAGGUGAUGGACGGAGGUAACCUGGAACAGAAUGUAGAAGCAGCUCCAACUAGUGAUAUCCCAGUUUUGCAGAGCAUACAUGAUCAAGUGGCUAAAGAAACUGAAGAAAAACUAAACUGUGUGGCUGAAGAACUAAUUCAUCAAACAACCACAACCCAGGACAAUAUAGACAUUGACACAUACAAGGGAAGUGCAGAGGCUGAGAAGCUUUUCAUUUCAAACUCAGUGAAGGAAGAAUGCAAUUAUAAAUCAGAAGAGAUUGACCUAGACAACUUAAGAAAAGAUGACACGACUCAGGUCUAUGAGAUCCACGACAGAGAGAAUGACCAAGAAACUGCAAAAGCAAAGGAUGACAACAUUCUAGAAAAUAACAUGGAGGAUGAUUCCAAUAAGUACGAAAUGGUCAUGGACAGCUUUAUCCAGAAGAAUGAACAAGCUGCAAACUUGGACAAGAACAUUGGUACUUCACUAAUGCCCAAAAAGUUUAUUGAAGAAACUGUGCAGAUUAGAAAUGAGAUGCAUGAGGAUGGUAAUGAUUCAGUAAGUGAAAAUAUGGAUCUAAUUGAACAACAUCUAGUGUCGAGGAGUGUGGAAGAGCUUUAUAAAGCAUUUUCAGGAGAACAGAAUCAUGAGGCGAUUGCUGAUACAGAAAUUACAGAUGUUGUUAACUCACUAGACAAUGUGAACAUGGAUAGAAUAGUUGGUUCUUUAUGCUCCACACAAACCCCUUUGGAAAAAACAACUGGAAAAGCAUCUAGUCCACAAGAAUCUCUUGAUGCAGAUCUAGAGGAUAAACAUGAAAAAGUAGAAGCUAACAAAGGUAUGGAAUGUGUUGUUUCUAAUGAUGAACAGACAAACAAGUUGAUGGUAGAAGGUACUUCUAUUGAGGAGCAAAAGGAAGGUGAAGAGAUCAAUAAGAAAAAUGAAUUGAAUCAACAGGAAGAUUCUUUAAUGAUGGUAGAAGGUACCUCUAUCGAGGAGCAAAAGGAAGGUGAAGAGCUCAAUAAGAAAAAUGAAUUGAAUCAACAGGAAGAAACUAUUAAAGAAGAUAUGGAUAGUGAGAUCUUUCUAGAAAAUACAACUAAGCAAUUUCCACAAAAUGUCAUCAAGAAUGACACGGCUGAGGUCCUUGACAGAACCAUCUCGGCUGAAGUAAAUGCUUCCACUAGAGAACUUACCGAACAAAAGGACCCUACAAAGGAGCAAGAGAAAAGCCUUCAGGAAAAGGCUGGAGUAUGUACACCCCAGGAAGAAGCACAAGUUGGAAUUGGCGUCGCACAUUUGAGUGACAAUCCUGAUAAAAAAGAUGAAAAGGCUUCCUUCAAUUUAACUUCUGUACAGCAAAAUUUGGAAGCUAUAACUGAAACAGAUCCUGCUAAAGUUGUGAUAGCACAAGAUGAUGAUUGCAGAAUGACACAGAAAAUGGAGUUUCAAGCUACAGAAUCUGAAUUAACCACUACAAGUCAGCAUGUAGUAAGAAAAACUACAAAAGAUCAGGAAGCAGUCAAAAACAUUGAUGAAAAGGUUGAAUUGCAACAUGCCAAUUUUAAACACACUGAAUCUUCAGCACAUGGAAAGUUAGAGACAACAACUGAGACAGGACUUGUUGAAGUCGAGCCAUCUUGUGAUGAAAACAUUUCUGAUACAAGAGAAGAUUCUUUAUGUACAAUGGAAGCUUCAGAUAUGAAUACCAUUCAGAUAAACAUCGCUGAAGUAACUUCCGAAGCUCAUCAAAAUGUUUCAAGAGAAGAUAAUGAAACAAAGGAAACAGCUUUGUUGGAGAAUGAAAACAGAAAAGAGCAGGAAGUUGACAAGUGCUUGCCAUCUAACAAAACAAAAAACGAGGAAGAGGAAAGAAAUUAUUUAAACCCUCCUGAGGUGAAAGUUUCUGGGAAAAUCUACACAAAUGAGUGCAUUGAGGACAGAACACAAGAGAAGAAAAUUAAAGAAAGUGGCUCACAGGUUGAAAGCAUGAAGGAUGUGGAAACUGAAAAUGUCCUCAACAUUUUUUAUGCAAUGGAUGAGAUUAACAAGGAAAAUAAGUCAGUAAUGGACGCAGAAAAUAAUGAGGACCAGGAAGAUGAAACAAGAUUAGAAUCAGAGGAAGAUGAAGACAAAGAGGAAGAUAAUAUACAACCAGACAUGAAAGUUUAUGAAGCAGCCACUACCAGUGAGUAUAACGAGGAAAAUAUCAAAGAAAAAACCACUGUAAAAAGUGUUUCAGAAAGUCAGAAGUUGGAGGAUGUGGAAGCCAAAAACCCCAUUUAUAUGGUUCCAGAUGAGCUUGAAAUAGCAGAUAAAGAUACAUGUACUGAUGAACAAAGACAAGGAGAACAACUAAAUCGUGCAGACCUCGAAGAAAAAUUUGAGAAAAAUAAGGAUAGGGCUCGUAAAGCAGUUGAGGAAGUGGGACCAUUCAGUUCUAAUGAGCAAAUUCAUGCUUGUGAUGCAACAGAUAAUUUAAGUCCUCAAGAACAGAUCACGAAAAUAGUGGAUUCAGAUAUGACAAUAGAAGACAAUCACAGAAAGAUGGUUGAUGACCCAUGCAUCACUGCUGAAUUUCAUGAAGAAAUGAAAAAUGUGGCAAAAUUUCUUCCACAAAUGGAAACACUGGAUUUUAAAUCCCUUAAGGAGACAGAAACUUCUGAAAAUUUUGUCUCACAAGAUGUGAGAGGAUCAGGGCAAAAUGAAAUAUCAGGUUUGAAUUUUCAGGAUUAUCCAAGAAAAGUCAUGAAGCUUCAACAACAAUCAGACGAGGAGGUUGACGGAUUGAAGAUAGAAUAUCCAAUUGUAGAAAAUGAGAAUAUCAUACCUGACGACAAUAAUGUUCCAGAACCUGAAGUUUCUGGUGUAAAAGAUGCAGCUAGUGAACAUGUUAAGGAAAACAACGAUGAAUCAAAUGAUAUGGAGCCAAAGGAUAUGUUGGAGGCUAAGAGAUCUGUUACUAUACCACAACAGAGCCAGAAGAAAAUGAUCAACAAAUCUGACAACAUCUCAUCAGAUCAAGGUCCCAUUAUCAUGGAUCCAUCAGAGAAGAGAGGAACCACAACAUUAAUAGAUGAGGAAGAAAGGAAUGGUUCAUUUGUCAUAAUUGAGACAGAUGGAGAAGUCAUAAAAUAUGGAGACAAGGAUCUUGAUGAAGUUUCUGAGUUUUUGUUCAGAGAAUCCACUGAGGGGAAUAUUGAGACCCAAGCAAUGCAUGUAGAAGCUGCAAAUGAUGUUGGUAUAAAUGAGACAGGUGAAAAGUGUCAUGAUGAAACCUCCAUCUCUCUGUUGCCAUCUGAGGCCAUUGUAACCAGAGACCAAGACGAUAGGGUGAAUCUAGAAGAAACUUUGAAGUCAGAAUCUGAUGUAAGCAUUGCCGAAAAGGAUGACCAUUCAGUGGAAUUCAGAGAGAAUAAGGAACUUUUAGGAAACUUAUCCACCACACAAGCAACAGAAACAAGCAUAUUAGAAGAUGAAAAGGAUAGAUUGGAAGAAGCAGAAGGACCAAGUUGUGAAGUUGCAGGCUUGAAUAGAUCAAAAAGUGAGGAGUAUGAACUAAUUGACCAUGAUGAUUUGCCUGUGUCACAUUUGAUGGAAGGAAUCUUGCAAGGUAAACGUGCCAAGCUUGGUGGUGUGGAGGCUGAAGCUAAGGUAGAAGAGAACAUCUCUGUUCAAAGCCAUGACACCAGCAUCCCAAAACAAGAUAGCAUUUUGGUCUCACGGUCAACUGAACAUGUCAGAGAAGAUACAAGCACAAAGGAAGACAAAGUUGGUAAAAAAUUUGAAGACAGUUCAGGUCUAAUGCUAGAAUGCAGCCAUGACAAUGUUAUUGGAAAUAAUACAAAAGAGUUGAUUAUAACGGAGGAUGACAGGCCAGAAAGAAAUACUAAUGAUGAUUCGCCAGCAUCAAAAGUGGGCGGAAAUGUAUACGAGGACUUCUCAAAAGCAGAUUCUUUGCAUCAUGAUGAGAAGAUUCAGACAAGCAUUAUUGGAAAGACCAGCGGAAUCCCAAUGCACGAGAACAAGGAGAACAAAAUGGAUAUUUUUUCAAAAGAAGGUGGAAUAGAAGACAUGAGAAUUUUUAAGGGAGUUGAAAAGAUAGACCAAGAUUCCAAUGCACUGUUACAUGAACAACUAGCUUUCACAUCUGAACCAGAUGAGGAUGCAAAGAUUUUGGAUAAUGGUGAACAAAGUCAACUGAAUCUUCAAACUGAUGAAAUUGGGAAGUACGACUCUUUGAUCAUAGAUAAUACAAUAGAAGGUACAAAGAUUCAGUCCAAAGGUGUAAAAAUUGAGUCAAGCAGAGAGGAUCAAGAUGCAAUAAAUGAACUUCGAAUUCAAAAUGUGAAAAGUGAUCUAAAUGAACAAUACAUGUCAAUUGACUCACAUGAGGUCCAGAAAUUAGAUACCUUUGUGAAAUCUACUGAUAAAGUUGUUCAGGAGGAAAAGUUCAAGGAGGAAAUAAGCCCAAAAGUUCUCAUGGAUGAAAGGCAAACUAACAAGACAACAGACACCCAAUUGGAUGAUGAUAAAACUGAUGAAGAAAAUGAUGAGAAGGAAGAUGAAGAUGACCAUAAAAUAAUGGAGUCUAGCCAUGAUUCAGCAGUUCCUGUGGAAGCCCGAGAUGCAGUGCUGAAGCCAGCACAUAAGAAAUCUCAUAACAUUUUAUCAGGAGUGACGGUCGCUGUGCAGCACCGCUGCCAAUGGCAGUCGCAGCAACCUCGCUGCGUCCGGCCGCUAGAGAGGAUCUGCUGGCGGCAGCGCAUGCACACCGCAGCAGCAACAGCGACCGCCCGCGGCGAGCCGUACGCCGCGAUUGACCGCGGGUCGUGCGCCGGGCUGGACGCGCAUCGCGGCAGCCGCACAGGCGGCAGCGCGCACACGCGACGACCGCAUAGAGGCGGCCGCGCGCGGGUAGAGGCCGCGUCCAGGCAGCAGCCGCGCACAGGCGGCGGCAGCGCGCGGGCAGCAGCCGCGUCUAAGCGGCAGCCUCGCGCGGGCAGAGGCAGCGCCCAGGCGGCGGUCGCACAGGCGGUAACCGGCCGCAGGCAGUGGCCGCCCUGGCGGCGCCCGCCCGCGCGCAGGGGCGGCAGCAGCCGGCAGGCAGACGCCCCUUAUACAUUUUUUUAA